This is a messenger RNA of Tribolium castaneum (red flour beetle), 7112 nucleotides long. RefSeq lists its product as uncharacterized. The transcript is spliced from 3 exons. The record is from RefSeq and is a predicted model, not a curated record. The coding region runs from base 107 to 1150 and encodes 347 amino acids. Lineage: Eukaryota; Metazoa; Arthropoda; Insecta; Coleoptera; Tenebrionidae.
UUACUUAAAUCCUUUUUAAUUGUUAUUUGCCUAAAAUAAGAUAAAAUUAAGUACUCUUUUCAUAUAAAACAAACACAAAUUGCUUCAUUAUUCACAAAAUAGCAAGAUGGGUUUGUUGAAAAGUCAAGCCCUUGUGCUUUUUGCCACCUUUACAAUUCUUCUUUCUGGCAUCACUGCUAAACAUGCAGGUCGUCCCUCAGACAACAACUUGAACUCGUUGAUAAAUAACAUUUUUAGCGCCGUUCUCCAUAGUCGAGGAACUUCAUCAAACCAAAUCCUUGAAAAACUCAUUUCCGCAGACGGAAACGUUGACGUAGCCGUUAGUGGCAUUAACGCGGAAAUUAAAGGCGAUCUCCUCGCAGUUGACGGCGAUCAAGUCCGAGUGAACCAAGAAGAAUUGAGAAACUUACUAAUAGACGGAAUCAAAACAGCCAUCCAGGAGAAAUCCGCCAGAAAUCCGUACUUGGCAAAAAUCCUUGAACAACGUUUCGACCAACUCUAUGCCUCUCAACUUGUGCUAUUAGACGAGUCUAAUGCUAUCCCAUUGAGCAAAAUCCAAGAACUGUUAGAAAAAACAAGUCGCUCGAGGAGCAAACGCGACGUCCAAGUGCGCGAUUUUGACUUGGGUACGAUAAUAUCCGAAAUUUUGGGCAACGCGCUUAAGGGGCAAUUAGUGGGUCUUGUUAACACACUUCUUGAGCAAGUUAAAGGCGCCUUGCAGGCUUUGUACGUGCCGACGCCUCCAUCAGGCAAUGACUUUGAUACUAUUUUGACUUUUGUUGUGAACACGCUAGUGAAGAGGGCGCUAGAAAUUAUAACUGUGGUGCAACAAAAUUUGGAGCAAAUUAUUAAUAUUCUUCCGAGUCCGGAUGUUCCGGUUAAUGGAACGGCACCAGUGUCGCGAAGGAGGCGAGCAGUGGAGGAACAACCUUUUGCAAUCACUGCACAAGAAGGUCUUCUGGAUGUAAUCGUUCGACCAGUGCUGGAAUUGUUGGCUUCAAUCCUUACUCCAGUGAAUGAACAAAUCAAAACUCUUGUUGAUUCGGUUUUGAAUGGACUCGCUCCUAUUGUUGGAACGUUGAUUAUCACGAGGAUAAGGAACGUGAUUAUUGCACUGGUUGAUCUGCUUAUACCAGCGAAUCCGAUUUAAUUCAAUGUUUUGGGCAAAUCGAGCAACUAUUUACAAAUUUUGUAAAUGAGUUGAAAUAAAUAAUUUGAUUUCAUAAUUGUUUUCUUUACACGUGUGUGACGUUGAUAUUUGUGAAAAUGUGUUGAUGUUGAAUCAAGUGUAUUAUUCUUGUGUAUGAAUUUAUAACAUUGUUAUUGUUUUAUUGAUACUUUUCAUUGGCAUCGUAACACUUGCACUUGCAAAAUUGAGCAGUGUAAACAAAUCAUUUAAUCGAAGCAGUAUCUAAGGUCAACAAAUAUUUUCACGUCCAAGCUGGACUUAUCUUUUAUAAUUUCUGUACAAGUCAUUUAAAAUGCAUUCAUCGUUGUUUAUAAAAUUACGAACAAUUAAAUAGCUCAAUUGGGAUAAAUACGAGGGCAAGGUGAGAAAUUCUCGGCCUACCACAGAUUUAACAUUGUUAUCAAUAAAAAUUUUAUGCGGGAGCAAAUCAUUAUGUCAUAAUAGCAUUCCUCAAGUUUCGUCUUAAUCUGACAAAUAGUUUUUUUAUGAGCUUUUUUUAAUGUAAAGGUGCAUGUCUGUUUUAAACAAUGGAUAAAAUGGAGAACUUCUUUGUUUUGGAGGGAUUAUUGCCAACAGAAAUUUAUCCAAAGUUGGUGAGAGUUUAUAAUAAAGAGUCAACCUUUUCAUAUUCUACUGUAAAAAAUGGCCAGCUGAAUUCGAACGUGGUAGCACAUCUCUCAGUGAUGAGUUUUGUGAAGGACGAACAAAAACAGUAACCACGGAUGAAAACAAACCUCAAAAAAAUGCACAGUUUGGUUUCGAUGAUCGGCGAAUGAAAAUGUAUGAAAUAGCUAAGGUUAUAGGGAUAUCUGAGAAAUGGGUGUAGUUUAUUUUGCACCAAGAAUUAGAUACGAAAAAAUGCCCAAUGCAUCUGCCCACAAAGGCGAUCUGCCAAUGGGAAAAUUGAGAGAUUUAAAAUAUAAAUUAUUAGAACAUUCUUCAUAUUCACCAGACUUUCACCAACCACAAAUUUAAGAGAAAUUGUGGUUAGGAAAGAUUAUCACUCGAAUGAGGAGGUGUUUGAGGCUGUAAACAAGUAUUUUGCAGACCUACUAGAACGUCACUUCAGGGAUGUGAUUAAAAAAUUAGAAACACACUGCAUUAAGUGUGUUGAACUAAAAACUAAAUAUACAGGGUGUCUCAGCUAAGACUUUCGAGGUUAAUAUCUCAGUCAUUUGUCAACGGAUUGUUAUGAAAUUUAGAAUGCACAUAUUUUAGGAGGUGGCCUGUCAAUUAGGGGCAAAACAAUAACCUCAAGUUAAAAAAUUAAAUUUUAAAACACAUUUUUUUUUAAAUUACCGUUGGAACAUUAAACCCCGAAAAAUAAAUGGCCACACAAAAAAUUAACCAAAUCGCUCGGCUGAUCCAAGAAAAAAAUUAAAUUUUGUUGUUAAAAACUUAAUCCAAAUUUUGAUAGUAAUUUGGGCAGUCACCUUUUGAAACAAUUGAUGAAGCAUUUCUAUGCGGCAUUUUGUGAACCAUUGAAAAAAACUGUUAAAAGUGUGCGCGCUGUUAGAAAAGUAAAAUUGUUUUAAUUUGGUGAAAUUACUUUAAAAACCAACAACAGUGGCUGAAAUUUCUGUGUUGUUGAAAAAGGAAUCAAUAUUCACCUAUGGAAAGUGUCGUUGGACUUUUUGUGAAAUUUUAUUUAUGAAAUUUAAAGUUCAAAGAAUCGUCAAUAAUUUGAAGACACAGAAAGCGUACCUGAACUAAUUCGAGUGAGGACAAAAUACGUCACUGGAAACGAAGCAAUAGUUGGGGCUGUAAUUCAAGCUUUUGAAGAGUAUCCAAUCAGCAGUGUACGAAACAUUUCCAAAGUCCUGAAUGUUUAAGUGUCUAGAAUUUUUUAGUUGUUAUUUAGUCUUUUAGCCCUUUUUGAAAGAAUUAAAGCAUCUAGUAGCAAAAGUAAGUCAAAAAUAUUGUUUUUUAACUUUGUAUGGGUGAGAGAUAAUUGUCAAAUGUCCCUUGCGUGACAAAUACGUUUCUGCGAGUAGGGUUGACCAAAAUUAUUGAAUUUCACUACCAUUGGGUAGUGCUCAUUUGUCUCAUAGAGAUCUACGCUUUUCAUCAGUAUCCACGUUUAACAGUUUGUUUCUCAUUUUUCUCGCGAAACAGACGUCUUCCACGAACGAGCUUUUUCUGACAGCAUUUUUCACUGACGAAAUUUAUUUAAUAUAAGUCUUAAAAGGCUUAACAUUUUAGAAAGGCAUGUAAAAAUUACUUUUUAAGACUUGAGUUGUUGCAUUAAUUGGAUUUUAAUCUUUAUCUUCUAAAAUAUCUGCAUUUUAAAUUUCAUAAAAAUCCGUUAACAAAUAUCUGAGAUAUCAGACUCGAAAGUCGUAGCUGAGACACCCUGUAUAAAGAAAUAAAUGCAUAUUUGAAUUAAAAAACCAAGUCUUUCAUUGUUAGGCCGAGAAUUUUUCAACUUGCCUUCGUAAAUACUAGGAUGCGACACGACGUAUUUUCCUGUUCUUGUGGCCGUCAGUUUUAAGAGCAAUAACAAAAAAUUACAGGCGUUACAUUCUCAAUAUUGUAGAAGAAAAAAAAUUAAAAAAUCAAAAAAAUAAGUAAGUGGGCAAGAAAGUGGGUUAAACAUUCUAGUCAAAAAUAUUAACGUAAAUUAACCAAGCGAAAAUAAAAACGGACAUUCAAAGGUAAUUUGAUCAUUAAGGACGAGUUAGAUGGGUCAUGAGUGGAUUUGAGAGUUUCUAACGAUUCUAGAAAAAUUAAAAAUGGCCUUUGUUGAAAAUUUAAAUAAUUUUGACAUUAUCUGUGAGGGAAAAGGAAUGACCGGGAGUAAGAAUAUGGGAAGCGAAUGAAGAUGUGUUGUUAUAUGCGUAUUUUUGUAUUUUUCUAUUGUCCUUACAUGUUCUUGUAUUCUAGUUGCAAUCUUGCCCACUUACUUAUUUUUUAAUUUUUUUGAAUUUAUUUUGUAAUUUAAAUUCAUUAUCUUUUUAUACCUCUUGUUACGCCUCCCGUUAGAGGCCGGAUUUAAAAAAAAACAUAAUUUCUAUUGCUUAUAUAAAAAACUUUUUAUUAGUACUUCAGACUUCUAUUUGAUUAAACUGAUUAAACGUUUUGUUCAAUUUUUUACACUUUGGAAAAUUUUAAGUAACUUUAUAUUAUUUGUUAUUUUUAGAAAUUCAUUUUUAUCACCUUACCUUUUGUAGAUUAAAUUAACACGUUACCCACUAGAGGUUGGGGUUUUUUCAAAAAUUUUGUCCGUUUUUUGUCAUUUAACGUCCAUUUUGUGCACAAAACUUCUAAAUUACUGCUUUAUACUAUUUAUACUAAUAGUUUUAAUAUCAGUUUUUUUUACAAAUUUUCCAAAAAAAAUUUCUCCUUUAUGACACUGCCAAAAACUAGGUAAGAUUUUUCCAUCUCUGUAGCUGACUCCUUUUUAAACUCUCGUAACAGGCACUGAUGAUGAGACACACGAAGUCUCGAAACCGCUCUGCCCCUUCAUACAUGUAAAUCUGGUUUUAAUUAAAAUUUGUGGGAUCGACUUUGGUUUUUCAACUCCUCUUAUCUCUUGAAAAAAUUGGCCCACUUUCAGAUAAAAGGAUGUUUCCUUCCAAUUUAUACUAGUAGUUAUUGGGCGGUAACGAUCUUCUUCUUGAAGUUUCCAUAACUUCAUUAAUUACUUAUUCCUUUACCUUCCUUCGUCGUUUCCCUCUUUCAUCCUCGUUGUUUGGAAUUUUUUUUCUUGAAGUAACUUGGUACAUUUUUUUAUCACUUCUCAUGCAAUUAGACUCACACUUUUGACAGUUUUUUGUCAUUGUUCUCAAUUUUCCUGCUUCUAGUUUAACAUGAACGAUUUUGUAUUACAAAUGCUUGUUGCGUUGUGUAUUCGUUGAACAUUUUUCGAUAUCCAACGUUUGUUGCAUCUUUAUAUAUCCAAUUUCAGUUCAUAGUAGAAUUGCAACAGCGCAUUUGAAUUUUUUGGAGUGAAAAAUAACGCACAAAUUGAGAGUUUCGGUAUAAGAAAAGACUGUGUUAAACUAAAUUCCAGCGACACACUUUGAGCUAAGAAAACCCACCGGAUGUAUAUACCAUUUCAGAAUAAAAAAAAUUAUGUUUCCUUGGUCACUACAGUUUCAUGAUUCUAUUAUUUUAUACAUCAUUCAUUUAACAAAUAAUAAUAAUAAUUUAACACAUAAUAAUUAUUUUUCUUGAGUAUUUUUUUACUGCAUUAUUGUGUUUUAUAUUAGUUUUUAAAGAAGAAUUAUGAUUAUGAUUGUUAGCCCAGUCAAAUUAGACAAAAAUAAAGCGAUGGAUGGAAAAAAUUCCUAGAGAGUUGGAAUUUUUUUAAAAACUUUCUUUACACCUGAGUAGAUAUACAGGGUGCUCAAAAACUGGUGCACCAACUCAGUGGUACGUUAUUGAGAAGCAAAUGCAGAUUACGGAAAAAAUGUUGAAAAAAAAAUUUAAAAUUCAUCCAAAAAAUCACAAUGCGUAGAUGUGCCAACACUGGGAAUUAUUUCCUAGGAAACCGUUUCAAAAAUAAUUUAUUUUUAUUGUUGCUUAAAUUCUAUUGCGAUCAUGACAAAAAAACAAAAAAAGGCUGCUCGGGGAUAUGUCUACCCAAGUCUAAAGGAAGCUCUUAAAAAAACUGCAACUCUCUAGGAAUUUUUUCCACCGAUUUGUCUAAUUUGACUGGGCUAUUUUACUCACAUACACUUUAAAUUUAAGAAAAUGAGAAAUAGAAGAGAAAUAGAAAACAUUUUUUAUUCUUUGGUAAAGUUUGAUCGAGUGUUGUUUCAUUAGUUAGUUAUUAGUAGCAGAAAUAUUGCUUGAGGAGUCGUUUAGCUAUUUCAGACUGCGUAAUUUACGUAAUUCGUGUUUUUGGAAUUAAACGUGCGCGGUAUUUUUCCAAUUAUUGUACUAAAAACGCUCUUAAUUUCGGAUAAACAAAUUAUUCUCACUAAAGGAAUUUAUAGUGGCCAAAAGUCAUUUCAUCUUUUAUCUUUAUUAUCUAAAAGCAAACGUAAGUAAUUAUCCCCAAAUCCUUUCUUUGCGAACCCAUUGUUGUAUUUUUUUUUCAUACGAAAUAAUUCGGCGAUAAAAUGAUUGUGCAGAUUUUCGUUUGUAAAUAAAAGAUGUCUUUUAUGGCUAAAUCCUCAACCUAAAAGAUAAGUCAAGAGCGAGUAUAAGAAACAGCCAAUUUAGUUUUAAUAUAGUUAUCAAAAUGGGUCUCCGAAGCUUUUCGGUUAUCAUUUUUUGUUUAUUAGCCAUCACCACAAGUGGCUUAUCACUCAGUUCUGAAGUAAAAAGUAAAAUUAUAAAUGAAUUAUUGGCCAUUCACGACACCUCCGAAAGUCAAAUUUUAAGCAAACUUGUUGAAGCAAAUGGCAACGACCAAGCCAUAAUCAAUGGAAUUAAUUCCGAAUUGAAAGAAAAUCUUUUACACAGAGACGGUGAAUUAGUUAAAAUUAAAACUGAAGCUUUGAAAAAAAUUCUCGGGAAAUCAACUGAACAGAUAGCUUCGAAAUGGUCCGGCAGUCCUGCCCUAGCGUCCAUUUUACGAGAGGCCAUUGAUCAAGGACUUGAAUCACAAAAUGACGAUUUGGAAAUUUGGGCUGAAGACAAUGCGAUACCGGUUAAGGAUUUAGUGAAUUUUUCUCAAGGGAAUGAUCGGAGAAAACGUUCAGUGGAAAAUGGUACGGAAAUUGUUCCUCUAGGUGGUUUCUCAUUGAACAUAAUAUUUGACGUAGUUAGGGGAUUGUUGGCUUUCAUUACGAGCCCAAUUAAUGGCCUUGUGAAAGGGGUACUGAAGAGUAUAUUAGAAGGUGUUUACCCUACGAUUGGAUAUUUACUUUUGUCACCAUUGAGGGCAAUCUUGAAUACUGUUCUUGAUCUGUUGCUUCCGUGUAAUAAUUGUACUGCGUUGUAAAAUUUUGGUACAAUAAAUUUUAACCUUGCA